UUGAAACAAUAGAGAGAAAGCGAGGGAGAGCGAAAGAGAGAGAGAGAGAGGGAGAGCGAAAGAAAGAAAAAAGGGAGAGAGAGAGAGAGAGAGAGAAAGAGGGAGCAAAUUAGUGAUCGGUAUCGGUGGCUACUAACGGGCCCAACAAUUCGUGCGGUUCAAUUAUGGUUAGUUCAACCGUUGCUUUCGAUAAAAAGUCAUCCUCGACACCAGUAGAGAGCACCCCAGUCGACCAAAAUGAUAGCAGUACUAUUUCCUCCAUGCCUUUCAGCAGCAGCAGCGCCUGUAACGACACGACAGGUGUGCUGACACACGAUAGUAGCGGCGGGUCGCACGAUGCGUCCGCUUUGAGUUUCAGUGAGCAGAAAAUCUCGUUGCUUUUCCCCAAAUGCAAACCGCGCAGUGACUACCAUUAUGUUGUGAGCGGCAGUGCGUGUGCGAACGGUACCAGCGGCAAGAACAAUAAUUGCAUGAUGGACGUCGGUGGGCUAUCGCUCGGCUCGACGCACUCCCUGGCGACGUACGUGACGCGAGCGAGUCCUCCAGUGGUCGCCCAGACGGUUCAGGGUAGUGCCGUCGCCACCUCGAAGGGCUACAUCGAUAUGGGAUCCUUCGGGAACAACAACGGUGGUGGUGGGAACCACGCCACGGCGGUGCCAUCCCACGCUAGUGAGUUCGAGUACGGCGCCGAGCAGGAGUUGGCAGGUGUUGGCAAGGCUCUGCAGCUCAACGCCUGUGGUUUGAACAACAAUAUAGGUGGUGGUGCCAACAACAACAACCACUAUGGUGGUGGUUCGGGAGCAGGAAGUGCGGUCGCAGGGGGCGGGGCAGCAGGAUCGGGUGGUGUCAGUGGUGGUGGCAUGGGCAUGAAGGGUGAGCUGUUCGGCAUGGGAGGCGGCAGUAGUAUGAAGCAUACGUCCAAUCAAUCCGUCAGCAAGAACACCCCAUCGGCGGAUGGGUACAGCUUUUACUACAGCAAUCAACCUCCUUCGUUGACGUGUUCGCCGACGGAAAAUCAAUCUGCUAUCAGCGUCGCGGCACUGGGCAAUAGUGGUGGUAGUUGUGGUGGUGGUGGUGGUGGUGGUGGUGGUGUUGGAGGCGCAGGUCUGCUGCUCUCGGACGACGAGGAAUCGAGCGAACGGUCGAAAAAGGACACCUCCGGUGCGGCCAGAUGGAUGGAGCGGAACUAUUGUCACCUCUCCGUCUCACACUACCCGAUGAAUGUGCCCAAGUCGAAGAGUGCCAGUGCUGGUGGUGGUGGUGGUUGUGGGGGUGGUGGAGGUGGCGGAGGUGGUGUGGGGCAGCUGCAGAAGCGAAGCAUGUCCUCGUCCGCCUACAAACCGGUCAACUGCUACAAUAUGGUGCUGCAGUCGCCCCUGGAGGACGAAAGCGACAUGGAGGACAAGCUGAAGUACUUCAACUAUCAGCACGAGAUGCAAACCUACAACAGUACGCGCAAGGACAAGCUGUCGGGAUACACGACCACCGGCGACCUGCACUGUAGCCAGGGUGGCAUUGGUAGUGGUGAUGGCGAAGAAAUCGUCGUCCUCAGCAGUAACGCCAAGGAACAUGGAAACUCGCUGUCGGUUGCACAACCACUGGACUGCAAGCUGGACGAGUCCGGGAUGCGAAAGGGUGUGCUACAUAUGGGCCAGAAGUUGGAGCAUGUUCCUUUCGUCGGGUUGAGCGUGGCAAGUCCCAGUGUAGAGGGCGAGCAGACGUUGGAGGCCGAGUUUGCGGAUAAAGUGAUGACUCACUACCCCAUCAAGUCGGUCACGAUGGAGGACGGUGAGGAGCGGAACGAGCUGAAGUCAAGCACGGGCUCGAACAUUAUUGAAUACGAUGGUUCGCCUCGCCGAUUUGGGCUCAACUUGUGUGACGAGAGUGACUGCUAUCUGGCGUCCAGUGUGAAAAUCAAUCUGACUUCUCCCUCACUGUUAACGUUACCUCGUCCUGGAUUCCCGCAACGCGUAGUACCACCAACAACGGCUUCUAGCAGCAGUAACGGUGUAGCCACGGCUCAAACGUCUUCUGGUAACGUCAGCUGUUCUCCCUCAUUGCUCGAUCAAGUGAACUCUACUUUAAGCAAAACGAUACUGCUGGAUUCGAAAAAUCCCAGAUCCCUUAACGACAACGAAGGGAGCAUCUACAGUAGUAGCGAUGUUGGAAGAGCUAUGGGGGCUAGGAUGGAGCAGGACCACCACGUUUACGACGUUUUGCCAUGUGACGUUAAACCGGGAAAACCAUCGCCAUCCGAGAGCAACAAGCGAUUGGAGAAAAUUCAGCUCAACACACACCCAUCGGAGGAUGAGCUGACGGUGGGAAGCUCUGGUUUUCCUCCGAUCGCUAACUCGUCCACAUUCGACUACCUGUACGAGUUUUCCGAGACGCGAAAAGUGCUGGAGGAAUUUUUCAAGUGUCCCUCUACGGAGGAUGUUGAAAAGUUUAGCGAUUAUAACGACAGCGCUGAUGAGGAUGGUGAGAGCCUAGACGUGCAGUAUGACUAUCCGGUAGAUCUCGAGCGAUCGAAGACGAUUGAAACUACCUAUAUUGGGAAUGUGAACGGGUCGGGUAAACAGGACAACCUCUCGCGUUCUCCAAAGUCUCCCAUGCUCAGUGACGGACCGAUGCUGGAGGAAGAGGACGACGAUACCGCCGACGUAGAGGACGAAGAGGAAGAUGACGAGAAGGAGAAUGCACUGGUGAAGUAUAACUACAAGCUGAAAAGCAAACCCCGCAUGUCUGACUACUGUGGAUUGAGAAAGAAAAAGACCGAAUCCCACACUAAGGGCCACUCGGGCGUAGGUCUAGGCAUCCGAGAGGGUACUGAGAGGUUCAACAACCUGGAGUACGAUCGUCGUGAGGAUGACGGUGUGCGGUUGUCGCUUAAAUCCUCGCUGCAAACUGCGAACGAUGCUCGCGACUAUGCCAUGUACGUGCAGAGUGGCCUUCUGAAGUCGUUCCCUGAGCCACAACCGGGUGACUCCCAUUCGCACAACCAAACGCAACAAGCUAGCCAGCAUUCCAACGUCAAUGAGCUGCGCUUUAGUGCGUACAUCAACGGUGAGAGCCGCACCAGCAGCUACGACGCAAUUAACGACUCAAAUUACGACGCACAUCCGAUCAUCUCAAACGGCAAUGAUAAGGACUCGCUCCACUUCUCGCUGAACGGAGAUGGUGGCGAUGGACGUAAGGUGUUUGCUCGGAAGUAUAGCAAAAACUUCAACUACUCGCCCGACACGACUGACUACGACUCGAACUGUGGGGAUUACGAUAGCGAAAUAUCGCCCCAGUAUGGCAGCGAUUUUGGCCUAAUUUCUGGCACUGGAGCAACGAUGUGCGAUGAUCUAAACAACGGUGUUAUUAGUGCGACUUCCGGUCCCCCCACUGGAACGGGUGAGUCCUUAAAUUGUUUGUUUGCGAACAACGCGAACAACUACUCGCGGUACUACGCGGCCAUGCCCGUGCUGGAGGAUGGCCUGUCUAGCGGCCACGUGUCCGAUUCUGAGAACAACCUCAAUGCAAACGCUAUGCCAGGGGUGCUACCGCCGGAUUUGGUCAGCGGCAGUGUCAAACAGCUAACUAGCAAUAGCAAUGGCGGUGGAUUGAUGCAAACAAGUGGUGGAAGCGCAUACGGUAUGAUUGGAUCUCAGUCUCCUUCGGUUACGGCUAAACAAUCCAUAUCCUCCUCGCCUAUUGCUUCGAAAGAGCUAAAAGGCACUCCCGGUUCGCAAGGGCAACCUCAGCAACUACAGCAGCAAUCGCUGCAAACGCCACAACAGCAGCAAACUCAAGGCACCAAUGUGGAGGGAUUCUUUGUUAACAAUACCUUCCGCAUGGGUAAUCUUAAGCUUAACUCGAGUAUGCUACAUAACGCAAGCAUAUUUAAAAAUCGCGACCCGGAGCUGGAGUCACUUUACACUAUUAAUACUAUACAAUCGACUCCACCACCUCCAGCACCAGCACCACAUCGGAAAUCUUCAAUCGAUUGUGAUAAUCUGUCCUCGUUGCACCAACAGCAACCGUUACAACAAAAACAGCACCAAGUCCAACAUCUGCAGCAACUGCAGCAGCAGCAACAACAGCAAACACAGCAACAACCGCAACAAUCACAACAGCAACAGUUCAACCAUUCUCAAGUAUCCAGCUCCGAUGUGCAAUCUACACUGAAAGAUAUUCGUCUGUGCUUGCAGAAAACCAAGAAUCUGACUCUAGCUACUGGUAACCAAACGCGGAAGACCUUUGACAAACCCAUAUGCUCGGGUGAGUUCCCGGAUCCUCUGGGAGGUGGUAAUACAAGUGGUGGAGGCGUUGGUAGCAACAGUGGCAAUGCAAGCGGAGGUGCACCCAGUCUAUCGCCUAUCUGGAUACCACGUACGCGAGUUAGCGAGGACUUUAGUAGCAAGCCGAUUGCAAAUGGCGUAACAACCAUACAGAACAGCGUUGGAGGUAGCUGUUCCAAUAAUCUGUCGAACGGAUUACAGUCGGUACAAGGCACAUCUUGCAAACUGUCGUCGUCACCUUCCUCACUGCACACCACGCUACCAACCGGUACAAAGACUAGUGCCACAGUACCGGGAGCUUACCCUGAAGAAACGGAGGAGCUGAUUGGGCAGAGUCCGCCAGCGAAGACGAUGGCGCUCGUUGACGAGGAUGAGGAUCCCGACACGGAUCUUGAAACCGAUCGACUGCUUGGCCACCAGCGCUUGGAUGAUCAGGGUUUCUAUGACGAAAGCAAUAAUAAACUCUGGAACUCGGAUCGCAAGACGGGAUCACGGCUGCUUGCAUUGGGAAAGCUGUCUCCGAAGCAGCAGGGCACAACCCAGCCCUCCAAUUCUGGUAACGCAGGUACUGCUGGGCCAGGUGUGGUAGCAAACGGUAAGGCUGCAGCACAGGGACCUCUUGGUGAUCGUCUGGGAGGGGUUGGUACACGCGCAAGUCAGCAGAAUGGUUCUGCUGCCAGUAGCUUCCUUCCAACAUCAAGCACAUCUGGCUCUGGGCUAUCGACUGCUAAUGCGACUGUCACCCUGCCAGAUAUAGGCACUACGGUCACUACGAUGGCAUCGUCGGCUACCGGAAACACUGUCAAUGGAGUUGUUGGAUCAGGUGUCCCGUCUUGUCACAAGAGUGCGAAGACCAGCGGCAAUCUGAUCAACUUCAAUGGACCGAACGAACCGCAGACGCAGCUAACAUCCCCGAAUCCGAGCCCACAACAUUCGCUCAGUGAAGGCAACUUGCUGGACAAGUCGAACGAUUCGGGCAGCCCGGGAGGAUCUACAAAAUCCAAGUCAUUGCGCAACAAUGAAACAAAGCGGAAAUCAAAGAAUAAAGAAGUACUCAUUGAAGGCGUCUUAUUUCGAGCGCGUUAUUUAGGUUCCACUCAGCUGGUCUGUGAAGGACAACCAACAAAAUCAACUCGGAUGCUGCAAGCUGAAGAAGCUGUUUCUAGAAUAAAGGCAUUGUCACCCGAUGGCGAAGUGCAACCAAGUACAGAGGUGGAUCUUUUUAUCUCCACCGAGAAGAUCAUGGUGCUCAACACCGAUCUCAAGGAAAUUAUGAUGGACCAUGCGUUGCGCACCAUUUCGUAUAUAGCUGACAUCGGUGACCUGGUCGUGUUGAUGGCUCGACGGCGUUUCGUACCACAGGACGUCGACUCUACCGACUCGUCCGGAGGUGCUGGUACCGGAUCCGGUACGCAUGGUGUCAGUCAUGUUACCGGCGGUAGUACACCUUCGCAAAAGCUUGCUAGCGGACCGAAAGGCAACAGGACACCGAAGAUGAUUUGCCACGUUUUCGAGAGCGAGGAGGCGCAGUUCAUUGCCCAAAGUAUUGGCCAGGCGUUCCAAGUGGCUUACAUGGAAUUCUUGAAAGCAAACGGAAUUGAGGACCACAGCUUUAUGAAGGAGAUGGAUUACCAGGAGGUGUUGAACAGCCAGGAGAUCUUUGGUGAUGAGCUGGAGAUAUUCGCGAAGAAAGAGCUGCAGAAGGAGGUGGUAGUUCCGAAGGCGAAGGGCGAGAUCCUGGGCGUUGUGAUCGUCGAGUCUGGCUGGGGUUCGAUGUUGCCGACUGUAGUGAUCGCGAACCUGGCAUCGGCAGGAGCCGCAGCUCGAUGUGGUCAGCUCAACAUCGGCGAUCAGAUUAUCGCCAUCAACGGGCUGAGCCUAGUCGGAUUGCCGUUAUCUACCUGCCAGGGGUACAUCAAGAACACCAAGAACCAGACGGUGGUCAAGUUCACCGUGGUGCCAUGUGCGCCUGUGGUAGAGGUGAAGAUCAAGCGACCAAACACCAAGUAUCAGCUCGGGUUCAGCGUCCAGAACGGCGUGAUUUGUAGCUUGUUGCGUGGAGGAAUUGCUGAACGUGGAGGUGUACGUGUUGGUCACCGAAUAAUUGAAAUCAACAAUCAGAGCGUCGUUGCGGUGCCGCACGAAAAAAUUGUAAAUCUCUUAGCUACUUCUGUCGGGGAGAUUCUCAUGAAAACCAUGCCCACUUCUAUGUUCCGGCUGCUCACUGGGCAGGAGAACCCGAUUUAUAUAUAA
Anopheles nili is the source of this 6536-nucleotide messenger RNA. RefSeq lists its product as uncharacterized. The transcript has 8 exons. Gene Ontology annotation, cellular component: plasma membrane; cytoplasm; dendritic spine. The record is from RefSeq and is a predicted model, not a curated record. The coding region runs from base 165 to 6536 and encodes 2123 amino acids. Gene Ontology annotation, molecular function: protein binding. Gene Ontology annotation, biological process: chemical synaptic transmission. NCBI's taxonomy places the organism in Eukaryota, Metazoa, Arthropoda, Insecta, Diptera, Culicidae.